Fukomys damarensis (Damara mole-rat) is the source of this 1777-nucleotide messenger RNA. It is a transcript of the gene Trmt10c, whose product is annotated as tRNA methyltransferase 10C, mitochondrial RNase P subunit. Gene Ontology annotation, molecular function: tRNA binding. The record is from RefSeq and is a predicted model, not a curated record. Gene Ontology annotation, biological process: positive regulation of mitochondrial translation; mitochondrial tRNA 5'-end processing. The coding region runs from base 273 to 1568 and encodes 431 amino acids. The transcript is spliced from 2 exons. Lineage: Eukaryota; Metazoa; Chordata; Mammalia; Rodentia; Bathyergidae. Gene Ontology annotation, cellular component: mitochondrion; nucleus; nucleoplasm.
AGACUUGCUUGCUCGCCACCGGAAGGUUUUCCGCGCCUUGCGUGACGUCAUAAGGCAGCACCGGACGGAGAAGGCUGUACUUCCUGCAGCGCCUCAGGAACUUUCCGUUUUAAGGAGGAGACUCCUGCAGCGAAGAACUGGAAAGCCCGCGGUCAGCUGCAGCUCCUGGUUCUGAGCGGCUUUUCAGGCAAAUCGUCAGCCACUGCAGUUCCUGCACCUUGAGCCUGCGGUAGUUGCUGUCCCUGAGCUUCUGAGUUUUUUUUUUUUUUAACAUGUCUGUUUUCUUCAAAAUGAAUGUUAGUGUUGCUUUCUUAAGACCUCUUGCCAGGUUUUUGGUGCCAUUUACCCUUUCAAGGAAGGGAAGGAAUUUAUAUUCAACAAUACUGCAGAGACAUAUGUCUUCCAAAAUAACAUUUGUAUCUUAUCCUGAUAAGGAGAGUGCAUCUCCUCCUAAACAGCUAGAAUUGGAUGAGUGGAAAACUACAAUGAAAUCUAGUGUGCAAGAAGCAGCUGUUUCCACAGUCCCAAGUAACAAGGAUGAAGAUGUUCUAGCUGCCACCAGAGAAUUAAUUGAGAUGUGGAGAUUGCUUGGGAAAAAUGUACCAGAACAUAUCACUGAAGAAGAGCUCAAGACCAUCAUGGAAUGUGCCUCUAAGUCAUCAAAAAUAAAAUACUUAAAUUUUUUGUAUAUUAAAGAAUAUCGGAAGAGAGCUAAGCAAAACAAAAAGGAAAUGAAAGCAGCAGCAAAGGCAGAAGCAAAAAAGGACAACCUGUUAGAAACCACUGAAGAAGAUAAACAGAAAGACUUUCUAUUUCUUCGAUUUUGGGACCAGAGGGAGAAUAUUGCAGUGGAUUGGAAGUGUGCCCAGGCUGUGCAGUUUGGACAACCUUUGGUUUUUGAUAUGGCGUAUGAUAAUUAUAUGAAACCAAGGGAACUGCAUAAUACUGUUACACAACUUUUAGAAAGUGAAGGAUGUAACAGAAGAGAUGUUGACCCUUUUCAUCUUUACUUCUGCAAUCUUAGAAAAGAUAGUGCUUACCAUAUAGAGUUAGUUAAAAGGUAUAAAGCAAAAUGGGACAAAUUGUUCAUAACAGUAACAGAAAAGUCAUAUGUAGAUUUAUUUCCAAAGGAUAAUAUCAUAUAUUUAACUGCAGAUUCUCCCAACAUUAUGACUACUUUCAAGCAUGACAAAAUUUAUAUAAUUGGGUCAUUUGUUGAUAAAAAAAUGCAGCCAGGUAUCUCCCUAGCCAAAGCAAAACGGUUAAACCUGGCAACAGAAUGCCUUCCAUUAGAUAAAUAUUUACAGUGGAAUAGUGGUAACAAAAAUCUUACCUUAGAUCAAAUGAUGCGUAUUUUGUUAUGUCUGAAAAACACUGGUAAUUGGGAAGAGGCUCUGAAAUUUGUUCCCAACAGAAAACACAGUGGUUUUGUAGACAUUUUUAAGCAUCCUCCAGAGUUCAUGAACAGACUGAAGAAGGCAAAGACUUUUAAUUCAUUCCCAAAAGGUACUUUAAGUAGAAAGACACAAAUAUGGCAUAAAAAAACUGAUAGCUUAAAAAGUAAUUAGAGUGAAACUAUAGUUGUAUUUUUUGGUUUGUUUUGGUACUGGGGAUCGAACUCAGGACCUUGUGCUUGCAAGGCUGGUGGUGGAACCACUGAGCUAAAUCCCUGGCCUUAUAGUUGUAUUUACUAAUGGAAAUAUAGUCCUGUUAGCAAUUUUUUUUUUCCUUGUACCAGGAUUUUUGCGGUGCCAGGGAUUGAACUCAGGACCUUGUA